Messenger RNA from Striga asiatica, 906 nucleotides. NCBI's taxonomy places the organism in Eukaryota, Viridiplantae, Streptophyta, Magnoliopsida, Lamiales, Orobanchaceae. The record is from the annotation of a GenBank genome assembly.
ACAUUCGUCGACUGCCCCUUCUCACUCAGCGCAUUGCACGCAGCAUUCUUCAAAUCCCUAAUACGGCUCCGGAUCCUCUUCCCCUCCUCCCCUUCCAUCAACCCCUUCACCACGUUGGCAAUCUCGACCCGACCCACUAACCCGUUUUCCCCAGCCCGGGGCCUCAGGGCCACCUUCACAUCCUCGUGCAGCAAAACCGCAUUCAUCCUCUGCUCCGCGUACAAGGGCCACGCGAUCAUGGGCACCCCAUUGGCCACGCUCUCGAGAAUCGAUGGGUCAGGAAAGCCGAAACCGACCCGUGAGCCAGGAUCUUCGCCUGUGGGGCCCACAGGGUCCCCGGCCUUUAGUCCGCUCCACAAAACCCUCGGGCAGGUAGGCCAAUGGGUCGCCAGCGUCCUUGAUGCUGAAUCUCGGUUGGAGUCCGACCCGCUUGGGCGCCUAAGAACCCACAGGAACCUCUGCUCGCUCAGCUCCAGCCCGAGGGCAAGCUCGGUAAUUUGCUCCUGGGAUAGGGACCCACCGCUGCCGAACGAGAUGAAUAGGACUGACCCGCUUGGCUGCUCGUCCAACCACUUCAUACUAGGCCCAUCCGAAUCGGGUUUGGGUGACCCGAUACUCAAUUGGGCCGGGCUCAAGCUCCUUGAAGCUAUUGAGAAUGAUCCCGCGGGCGAGGCGGUACCUCUUGGCGUUGUGGAGAACCCAUUUGUAGGCGUCGUUUUUCCUGUCCUGGACCGGGUCCAGCAGAUCUCUGCCGUGAAUCGGGAUGCAACCCGGGAUCUGAAGCUUCUCGGCGACCUCCCAGUAUCGCAAUAUUCUAAUGCUAUCAUCUGGUUCUUCAGUCAAUCUGGUAAGAGUAAGACUAAUUUGCUGAAGGUCGACAGCUGUUUUUGCGAUAAUGUCAACACA